AUGGACGCCAACAUACCGACCGACCCUCCUUCCCGCUCCCUGAAAGGUAAAGUAGCCAUCGUGACAGGCGCAGGAUGUCUAGGCGAUGGAAUUGGAAAUGGUCGCGCGAUAUCAAUUCUUCUAGCCAACGAUGGCUGUGAUGUGGUCUGUGUUGAUCUGAAUGUGGAGUGGGCGAACAAAACCGUCGAGAUGAUAACAUCGCAACCUGGCCGUGGGAGAGCAAUUUCUUUCCGCGCAGACGUGACAUGUGAAAAGGAUUGUGAGUCUGCAGUGCGACUUGCUGUUGAAAAAUUCGGUCGCCUCGAUAUCCUGGUCAAUAAUGUUGGGAUCAGCGGAGCGUCAGGCACGGCCGUUGAUGUUGAUAUGGAAGAGUGGGCUAGGAGCAUGGAUGUCAACGUCGGGAGCAUGGUGAAGAUGAGCAAAUAUGCCGUACCAGAGAUGAUUAAGAAUGGAGGAGAAAUCAGAGGGAGCAUUGUGAAUAUGGGUAGUGUUGCUGGAUUAAAAGGUGGCACGCCUCAUCUGCUAUAUCCAACUGCGAAAGGAGCAGUGGUGAAUUUGACACGUGCUAUGGCGGCGCAUCAUGCCUCAGAGGGUAUCAGAGUUAAUUGUGUCUGCCCGGGUAUGCUAUAUACACCCAUGAUGUAUGGUAAUGGGAUGAGCGACGAGGUCCGUGAAGCUCGACGAAAGCGUAGUUUGCUGGCCACAGAGGGAAAUGGAUGGGACUGUGCUGGAGCUGUUGUAUUUCUUGCGGGUCCACAUGCUCGAUGGAUGACUGGAGUGAUUCUUCCGGUUGAUGCUGGAAUCACGGCCGCUGUGGGAAUUGAAUUACCAAAGAAUGCCAGUGUAAACGCAUCAUCUUGA
Messenger RNA from Penicillium verhagenii, 861 nucleotides. RefSeq names its product SDR family NAD(P)-dependent oxidoreductase. Bases 1 to 861 code for a protein of 286 amino acids. The record is from RefSeq and is a predicted model, not a curated record. NCBI's taxonomy places the organism in Eukaryota, Fungi, Ascomycota, Eurotiomycetes, Eurotiales, Aspergillaceae. Gene Ontology annotation, molecular function: oxidoreductase activity, acting on the CH-OH group of donors, NAD or NADP as acceptor. The transcript has 2 exons.